Paramecium pentaurelia is the source of this 673-nucleotide messenger RNA. The record is from the annotation of a GenBank genome assembly. NCBI's taxonomy places the organism in Eukaryota, Ciliophora, Oligohymenophorea, Peniculida, Parameciidae.
AUGGGUGCUAUGGCUUUAAGUCAAGCUCAAAAUCAUAAAUUAGCUGUGUAAGAUGAAAAUUAAGUACAAGAUGUAGAGAAAGAAAAUAUGGAAAUAGAAUAAGUUGAUUAGAUUAGUGUUGAAAACUAAAAGUAUUUAAACAAUUAAUUCUUGUAGAUAUCCAUUCUGUAUUGUUUGGACUAGUAUACCAGUUUUAACAUGGCUGAUUCCUUGUAUAGGACAUACUGGAAUUUGUACAUCUGAAGGGACUAUUCAUGAUUUUGGUGGACCAUUUUAUAUUGCAAUUGAUAAUUUUACAUUUGGAAAACCAUUAAAAUAUGUUAAAUUAAAUAAAGAUUUUGAAAUUUCAAGAUAAAAAUGGGAUGAUGCAGUUUUAAAAGCAGAUGAUGAAUUCGGUUAAUAGAUGGUAAUUAUAACAAAUAAAGAAUUUAGCAUAAUUUAUUUACAAAUAAUUGUCAUAGCCAUGUUGCAAAGGCUUUAAAUAUUAUGAAAUAUAAGGGAAAAUAAUCAUUUACUAUGUUUCAUAUAUGGCUAAUGCUCAUUGUAAGUGGAUAAUAUGUUAGGUAUUUAUCUUUCUUUAAAUUAAAAUAGUUUUGGAAGAUUUUUUAUGACAUAUUUACCAUCUAUCAUAUUUUAUGGUAUUAUUUUAAUGGUUGUAUUCUUAAGUAAAUGA